Molecule: messenger RNA, 493 nt
Organism: Bursaphelenchus xylophilus (pine wood nematode)
Lineage: Eukaryota; Metazoa; Nematoda; Chromadorea; Rhabditida; Aphelenchoididae
Source: the annotation of a GenBank genome assembly
AUGUUAUUAGCUGUGGUUCACGGACCAUUAUAUUUGUUAGAACCGUACACGAAGCAACAAGACCAAAUCGUCGAGAUUGCCUUACGGAUAUCAUAUUCGGUUACUUUUGGCGUGUUGGAGCCAUUGAUAUUGUUCAAAGUGUUUCCCGAGUACAGAACAGAGUUCUACAACUUCUUUUUACGAUAUUCCCAUAAUACGAAAAGGACUUGGCAGAGUGCAGGUGAGGCUAGCGCUUUUAUCGAGUUUUUGUUAGAAAACAUGUGAUCGUUCAGUCUUUACUUUUUGUAAAUUCAGACUUUAAGAAAUCAGGGCUAAUUAAAAGGUUUCAGAAGAUCCCCCUGACAGCAAAAAUAUAGGCGGAGAAGGGUUGGACUUUGGAAGCUGGUAUUCGAGUGCUGGGAAUAUAAUUGGCGAGGCUGGAUUGCCAUAUGAAAUGAAUGCGGACAAACAAAAGAGCGUGUCGUUCUACUACAAUGAGAUGGAGAAAGUUUAA